CGAGAUCUUCCAAAGCUCGACGACUUCCAACUCUCUUGUCACCUCAACGCCUUUUGGAGCCUGACACCCCUAUCAAUUGCACCCUUGAACACUCAAGAACAUCCCUACAGCUCCUGAUCGAGCUUCACCACCACUCUUCCUACACAUAGCACCAUGUCGGGCCUCAGGAUAUUAGUACCCAUCAAAAGGGUCAUUGACUAUGCUGUCAAACCCCGAGUCAACCGCGCUCAAACCGCCGUCGAAACCGCCAACGUGAAACACAGCAUGAACCCCUUCGACGAGCUCUCCAUUGAGGAAGCUGUGCGUAUCCGCGAGCGCAAGGUCCCCGUCGAGGAAAUCGUCGCCUUCAGCGCUGGCCCGCAAAAAGCGCAAGACGUGCUGCGUACCGCCCUGGCCAUGGGCGCAGACCGCGGUGUCCACGUCGUAGUAGAAGAAUCGGAGCAGCUGGAGCCGCUGGGCGUCGCCAAGCUGCUGAAGGAGGUGGUGGGGCAGGAGAAGAGCAAUCUGGUCAUAUUGGGCAAGCAGAGCAUCGACGACGACGCGAAUCAGACAGGACAGAUGCUUGCGGGGCUGCUGAACUGGCCGCAGGCGACGUCGGCGUCAAAGGUCACGAUUGAGGGGGAUAAUGUGACGGUUACGAGGGAGGUGGAUGGGGGUGUGGAGACGCUGAAGGCGAAGCUGCCUAUAAUCAUCACGACGGAUCUGCGGUUGAAUGAGCCGAGAUAUGCCAGCUUGCCGAAUAUCAUGAAGGCGAAGAAGAAGCCGCUGGCUAAGAAGACGUUGAAGGAUUACGAGGGUGAUUUUUCGGCGAGGUUAAAGACGCUCAAGGUUACGGAACCACCACCAAGGAAGGGCGGCGUGAAGGUUGAUGACGUUGAUGGUAUGAUUGGAAAGCUAAAGGAGCUGGGAGCCCUAUAAGGGGUUGGUAGGCACGACAUGAUACGAUUGAUGUGUAUAUAGGUGGAUUAGAAGUGCUUUCAACUCAGCAUCAAUGCAACAAAUAGAACUCUAUGGAAUAGGAUAUGUUCUUCUUCAAGCAGGAGAUUGCUUCAAUUGUAAAUAUUAGAUAUUUGACAACUUGAUUGGUUUGUUCUGAAAGCUGGUGGAG
Mytilinidion resinicola is the source of this 1108-nucleotide messenger RNA. RefSeq names its product electron transfer flavo protein beta-subunit. Lineage: Eukaryota; Fungi; Ascomycota; Dothideomycetes; Mytilinidiales; Mytilinidiaceae. The record is from RefSeq and is a predicted model, not a curated record. The coding region runs from base 154 to 918 and encodes 254 amino acids. Gene Ontology annotation, molecular function: electron transfer activity. Gene Ontology annotation, cellular component: cytosol. The transcript is spliced from 2 exons.